AUGAAUCUAAGUGGAAAGGUAGCUCUGGUUACCGGGGCCGCUCAAGGACUCGGUAAAGCAUUUUCAGAGUCGCUACUUUCUCAAGGUGCUAAGGUUUGUUUAGCUGAUGUCAAAGUUCAACAAGGAAAGACAACUGCUGCAGAAUUUCAGAAAACUUUCGGCAACGAUUCAGCUUUUUUUGAAAAAUGUGAUGUUUCUAUAGCUGACGAUGUAACAAAUGUAUUUAAAAAGGUAAAGAGUAAAUAUGGUCAGAUAGAUAUAUUAGUAAACAAUGCUGGUAUCGCCAACGAAACACACUGGAGGAAAAUGGUCGACAUUAAUUUGGUAAGUGUAAUUCAAGGGACACAACUGGGUAUAGAAUAUAUGAGUAAAGAAUAUGGUGGUAACGGUGGAGUUAUAAUAAAUGUUUCAUCAUCAGCAGGUCUAGUUCCAGUAUUUAUAACACCAGUAUAUUGCGCAGUGAAAUUUGGUGUUGUUGGUUUUACUAGAAGUGUUGCAGUAAACCCUAGAAAUAGAUCUACAAGUGGUAUCAGAUUCUGUUGUCUAUGUCCAGCCUUUACUGAUACGGAUAUUAUCAAGUUUAAAAAAGACUCUGGUAUUAAUAUGAAAUAUGCACCCAAGAUUCUGAAAUCUGUUGGAAUUAAUAAGUAA
Molecule: messenger RNA, 651 nt
Organism: Lottia gigantea (owl limpet)
Lineage: Eukaryota; Metazoa; Mollusca; Gastropoda; Lottiidae
Exons: 6
Coding region: 1-651 (216 amino acids)
Cellular component (GO): cytoplasm
Molecular function (GO): oxidoreductase activity, acting on the CH-OH group of donors, NAD or NADP as acceptor
Source: RefSeq, a predicted model, not a curated record